GGCACCAGCGAACCUGGUGCUGGUGCCGGGCGGGUGAACUGGAACCGGGCCGGGCCGGGCCCGUGGCGGGCUCCGGGCGGCGGGAAAGGCUGUGGAGAGGCCCCGCGGGUCGGGGUCCGCACGUUCGCGCCGCGGCCGACUCAGUCUUCUGAGAGGGAAUGUGAAGAUGCUUAAAGAGCGUCCAGGGAUGGCGGAAGAUCCUCAGCAGCAAAUGGAUAUUCCUGUGGUGAAAAUGGAGAAAGAGUUGCCAUGGGGCAGGGCAAGAGAAGACUCCAGUCCUGAGACUUUUCGCCUGAGGUUUCGGCAGUUCCGCUACCAGGAGGCAGCAGGUCCCCAAGAAGCCCUCAGGGAGCUUCAAGAGCUCUGUCGCGGGUGGCUGAGGCCUGAGCUGCACACCAAGGAGCAGAUCCUGGAGCUUCUGGUGCUGGAGCAGUUCCUGACCAUCCUGCCCCGGGAGUUCUAUACCUGGAUCCGGGAUCACGGCCUGGAGAGUGGCAAGGCUUUGGUGACCAUGGUGGAGGACUUGACAGAGAAUGCGCUGGAGGCCAAGGCGGUUCCAUGCCACAUGCAGGGAGAACAGCAGAAGACAGCCCUUGGCAGAGGUGCUUGGGAGCCAGGCAUCCACCUGGAGCCAGUAGAGGUCAAGCCUGAGUGGGGGAUGCCCCACGGGGAAGGAGUUCAAGUCCUAGACCAAAGAACUGAAGAGCAGCUGAGUCAGGACCCUGGAGAUGGGACGCAGGCCUUCCAAGAGCAGGCACUCCCUCUUCUUCAAAUGGGUCCAGGCCUCCCUCCAAUGAACACCAGAGACCAAGAGAUGGCAGCUGGGUUUCUUUCAGCAGGAGCACAGGGAUUGGGGACCUUUAAAGACAUGGCCCUGCCUUUUCCUGAGGAGGAGUGGAGGCAUGUGACCCCAGCCCAGAUUGACUGCUUUGGGGAAUAUGUGGAACCACAGAACUGUGGGGUCUCUUCAGGCAUUGGGAGCAAGGAAAAGGAGUCAAAACCCCAGCAGGAAGACCUUAAAGGGGCAUUUGCUGGGCUGUCAUCUGAGAGGUUUGGGGAAGCUGCUGUCCCUGGACCUGGGCUGGGAGGAGCCUGUGAACAGGAGCCUGGGGAAUCCGGGAGUGGUCUGCCAGGACUUCCUGCUCCGCAGCACAGUGUCUCCUUGCCUGAGGAUCUCAAAGCGCAGAGUUCCUUCUGGAAGCCUUUCCAGUGCCCCGAGUGUGGGAAAGGCUUCAGUCGGAGCUCCAAUCUCGUCAGACACCAGCGAACCCAUGAAGAGGAGAAGUCCUAUGGCUGCGUGGAGUGUGGGAAGGGCUUCACCUUGAGGGAGUACCUCAUGAAGCACCAGAGGACCCAUCUGGGAAAGAGGCCCUACGUGUGCAAUGAGUGCUGGAAGACCUUCAGCCAGAGACACCACCUGGAGGUCCACCAGCGGAGCCACACAGGGGAGAAGCCCUAUAAGUGUGGGGACUGUUGGAAGAGCUUCAGCCGGAGGCAGCACCUGCAGGUGCACCGGAGGACGCACACCGGUGAGAAGCCCUACACCUGCGAGUGCGGCAAGAGUUUCAGCAGGAAUGCCAACCUGGCUGUGCAUCGGCGAGCCCACACCGGGGAGAAGCCCUAUGGGUGCCAGGUGUGCGGGAAGCGGUUCAGCAAAGGGGAGCGGCUGGUCCGACACCAGAGGAUCCACACGGGAGAGAAGCCUUACCACUGCCCCGCCUGCGGUCGGAGCUUCAACCAGAGGUCCAUUCUCAACCGGCACCAGAAGACCCAGCAUCGCCUGGAGCCCCCGGUGCAGUGAGGGCACCACCUGAGGAAUCCCUGCCCCAGGGUAUCCUUCAUCUUUUUGAUGGGCUUGGAGGACAAGCAGUGAUGGCAUGCAGGAAGGCUCUCGGGCCAUUUCCUUUCCACUGACUCAGACCAGGCUGAGGACAAGUCUGGCUUAUUGAGAGCUCCCAGAGGGCACAGCCGCCCAUGCCUGCUAUCUAAGUGGUGCCUAUGGUUUUUCUGGUAACCUUUAAGGGAAACAGUAUUCUGAACUUUAGUUCAGGCUGGGAUUUUUCCCGUCAGUUGGGUGUUUGGACACACCUCCAAGUCCAGUAGUAGGGGCAGAAUUUUGUCAGUGGUUGGCAGCUUGAAGCUCAUUAUCCUGGGUCUCUAUCCUGCCUGUGAGAUCUGGCUCAGACUCACCUCACACUUUUCCAUUUACAAAUAUUUAUUAAACACCUACUAUGCUCCUGGCACUGAGAAUACCGUGGUGAAUGACAGACACAGAUGAGACCUUGUUAUCACAGAGGAUUCCAAAGUGCGUUGUGUUGCAAGGGCCAUGUGAGGGCCUCCUGUCACGUGCUGCCAGCCUGCUCCCUGCUGGACCUCACCUCGGCCUCCACCCCGCUGGGAUCUUCUCUCAAGCAGCCUCCUUUGUUUUGCUUCAUUUGUAGCCUUUUUCUCUGACUGUAAUAUUCUUCCCUCAUCUGUAAAGUUUUCCCAUCCCAGCAUAUUCCUUGCACUAUAACAACAGCUAUUAGGAAAUUAAUAUUUUGCUAUUGAUCACGAAUAAACAUAAACCGUAUUUUUAAAAAAUGUCACAUUCUGCCAAAAGACUAGAUUAAAUGAGUCUGAAAGGUGAACUAGUAUUAAUGCCCUAUAUCAAUGGCACUUUAUCUGACAUAUAAAAAUGCUUUUCUAUUUUUUUUUUAAAUUUUUUUAUUGUUUUAGUUUUAG
This is a messenger RNA of Urocitellus parryii (Arctic ground squirrel), 2724 nucleotides long. It is a transcript of the gene Zscan25, whose product is annotated as zinc finger and SCAN domain containing 25. Gene Ontology annotation, molecular function: RNA polymerase II cis-regulatory region sequence-specific DNA binding; DNA-binding transcription factor activity, RNA polymerase II-specific. The record is from RefSeq and is a predicted model, not a curated record. NCBI's taxonomy places the organism in Eukaryota, Metazoa, Chordata, Mammalia, Rodentia, Sciuridae. Gene Ontology annotation, biological process: regulation of transcription by RNA polymerase II.